AAUCUAGUAUAAACAUCUGUGGCCUAUACUGAUCGUAAAUAAGAUCUAUUUAAAACUACAAACGCCGGUAUUAACCACGCGGAGUGGUGCGUGGAGCAAAGCAAGGAAAAGGUUAACGAUGUAACAAUAAUACUGCACUAAAACUUAUGAUUAUUAUUAUAUUUUUAGACAAUUAAAAUUAAAAUUGUACGGAGUUAUCUUUAAUAAAGUUCUCUCUAAAGUACAUAGAAAAAAUUGAUGGGUACAAUGUAAUUUUAUUUAUUAUUAGAACCAACGUUGUCAGUGAAAAUGGUUGUAAUAUUAAAUGGUAAUUAAAAUAACAUUUAAUAUUAUAAUGCUUGUAAAGUUUUAAGUAUUUUCCGAAAAUAAAAUGUUUUCGAAGUUCCUGAUACGUCCGUUAUGUAUGGGAAAAUGUAUUAAAUUUCGGAUACUUUAUCGUUACUUUUAUAAAAUUAACGAUAAUAUGAAAAGUGACUUAGUACCUGGAGUUCCCAUAUCUCAGGUACAAGAAAUUCUAAGGCAGAGACACAUCACUGGUAUUGAAGGACAUGCAUGUAUUGCAAUAAACUGUCCUAUAUGUGAUACAGAAAAAUCUAAAAAGGCAAAGAUUUAUAUAAAUAAAACAACAGGAUAUUUUAUCUGUGAUAAAUGUAGUUCCAAAGGUACAUGGGAUUUGUUAGAAAAAUUGUUAUUAACUAAAUCAACCAAAUCAAGUAGUGUACAGAAAGAAUUGGAGACUGUACGAAAUAUUAUAAAAACCCAAGAAGAUUAUACUUCAAAAUGGAAUGACAUAAUCAAGUCCAAUUGUCUUAUUGCAAAUUUAUCACCAUAUUUAUAUGAGGAAAUUCUGUCCAAGUUUUCUCUCCCAAAAAUUUCACAACGAGAUAUCUCACAGUUAAAUGGUGUAUACUCAACCACACAUGCAUUGCUGUAUUUUCCAUUAAUUGCUUUUGGCAGUAACAUCGUAGGUUAUAAGACUCUUUCCAGCGAAUCAGGAUUGGAACAAACCUUACCUACUUCUAAUAUUGGUGGUUGUAUUAUUUACAAGCAAAAAAACACCAGAGAUAAUGGCACUGCAGUAGUUGUGCCAACAAUACAUGAUUUAUUAGCAUUGGCAUCUCAGAAGGCAGCGGGUAGAAUUAUCUGUUUGCCAUACAAUUUACAGAAUUUGCCACAACAAUUGCUACCAAGUUUGGAAGAUUUCAAGAAACUGAUAUUAUGGUUUGGAAAUGACGAGCCUAGUUGGUAUACAGCUAGACAAUUUGCUAAGAAAUUAAAUGAGAAAAGAUGCUCCUUUGUGAGGCCAAUAGGCACGCAACCUAGACCAAAGGUAGCCACAGAUAAGGGCUACAAUCUCAAAGAUAUCUUGACAAAUGCAUUCCCGAUAUGGCAUAAAAGUAUUACUACUUUCGAUGAUCUCAGACAAGACAUAUUGUGUGACUUGCAAAAUAUUGACAAAGUUCAAGGCGUAAAAUGGAAGAGAUAUCCUACCCUAAAUCGAAUUUUAGGAGGUCACAGAAGAGGGGAAGUCACAAUUCUAACUGGUCCGACAGGCGUCAUAUUUUCAGGUAGUGGCAAGACUACAUUUAUGAGCGAGUAUUCGUUAGAUUUGGCAAUGCAAGGAGUUAAUACAUUAUGGGGCAGUUUUGAAAUUAGAAACGCGCGUUUAGCAAAGACUAUGUUGCAACAAAUGGCUGGGGUAUCUCUAGAAGACAAUUUGGAUGAAUUUAACACGUACGCGGAUGCUUUCAGCAAGUUGCCAAUUUAUUUUAUGGCUUUUCACGGUCAACAGAACAUCAACGUUGUUAUGGAUGCAAUUCAACAUGCAACAUACGUGUACGAUAUAGCCCAUGUUAUAAUUGAUAAUAUGCAGUUUAUGAUUGGUGUAUCAGACGAUUCUAAAAUUAAUAGGUAUUGGAAGCAGGACAAGGUUAUAGAGGAAUUUCGAAAUUUCGCUACAAAAUACAAUUGUCAUGUGUCUAUGGUUAUACAUCCAAGGAAAGAAAAAGAUGAUGAACUAACAACUUUAUCCAUAUUUGGUAGUGCAAAAGCAAGUCAAGAAGCUGAUAAUGUAUUAAUUAUACAAGAUAAGAGGGUUACUAAUAUCAGGGGAAAAAAAUAUCUGCAGGUUACAAAAAAUAGAUAUAGCGGAGAUCUAGGAGUAAUGGUAAUGGAUUUUGACAAACAAAAACUCAGUUAUGCAGAAAAGAAAAAAGUGAAAUCAGAAGAAAAGGAAGAAGAGAAAGUUCAUAGUUUGUGAAGAGAAAUAAAGAAUGUGAGAAUCAUCUAUCAAUAAAUAUAUAUUUUUAGUAUAUAUACUGUACAGAUAUAUAAUAUUUGUAAUAAAACUUGAAAUCAGAGAGAAUCAUUAUGAUAUGGUAUACAAGUAUAAAAUAACUGGAUCUAUAACUAAUGUACAUAAAGAAUUUUGUAGCUUUGAGAAAAAAAAAUACCUUUGUACUCUGCAGCAUUUAAAAGAACUUAAUACUCUAUCUUAAGACUCUUAUGGAAAAAAGCUACAAGAAUACAAAAAAACUAC
This is a messenger RNA of Odontomachus brunneus, 2539 nucleotides long. RefSeq names its product twinkle protein, mitochondrial (gene mtDNA-helicase). The transcript is spliced from 7 exons. Gene Ontology annotation, biological process: mitochondrial DNA replication. Gene Ontology annotation, molecular function: 5'-3' DNA helicase activity; single-stranded DNA binding; ATP binding. The coding region runs from base 371 to 2260 and encodes 629 amino acids. The record is from RefSeq and is a predicted model, not a curated record. Lineage: Eukaryota; Metazoa; Arthropoda; Insecta; Hymenoptera; Formicidae. Gene Ontology annotation, cellular component: mitochondrion.